Messenger RNA from Otolemur garnettii (small-eared galago), 2197 nucleotides. RefSeq names its product erythrocyte membrane protein band 4.1 like 4A (gene EPB41L4A). The coding region runs from base 100 to 2160 and encodes 686 amino acids. NCBI's taxonomy places the organism in Eukaryota, Metazoa, Chordata, Mammalia, Primates, Galagidae. The transcript has 23 exons. Gene Ontology annotation, cellular component: cytoskeleton. The record is from RefSeq and is a predicted model, not a curated record.
GCGCAGGACAAUAAAUUAAUGCCUGGAGCUUGAGGGCCAGCGGCGGCUGGGCGCCCGGGUCGCGGCUUUCUCGCCUGGCCGGAGACUGCCACAGCCGACAUGGGGUGUUUCUGCGCUGUUCCGGAAGAAUUUUACUGCGAAGUUUUGCUCCUGGACGAAUCCAAGUUAACCCUCACCACCCAGCAGCAGGGCAUCAAGAAGUCAACGAAAGGUUCCGUUGUCCUUGACCACGUAUUCCGUCACAUAAACCUCGUGGAGAUAGAUUAUUUCGGGCUGCGGUACUGUGACAGAAGCCAUCAGACGUAUUGGCUGGAUCCUGCAAAAACCCUUGCCGAGCACAAAGAACUGAUCAACACUGGACCUCCAUAUACUUUGUAUUUCGGUAUUAAAUUCUAUGCUGAGGAUCCAUGUAAACUUAAAGAAGAAAUAACCAGAUACCAGUUUUUCUUGCAGGUGAAGCAAGAUGUGCUUCAGGGCCGGCUGCCCUGCUCAGCCAACGUCGCUGCUCAGCUGGGAGCGUACGCCACCCAGUCUGAGCUUGGAGAUUAUGACCCAUAUAAGCAUACUGCGGGGUAUGUAUCAGAGUAUCGGUUUGUUCCUGAUCAGAAGGAAGAACUUGAAGAAGCCGUAGAAAGGAUCCACAAAACUCUGAUGGGUCAGGCUCCUUCUGAGGCUGAGCUGAAUUACUUGAGGACUGCCAAAUCCCUGGAGAUGUAUGGUGUAGACCUCCAUCCCGUCUAUGGAGAGAACAAGUCUGAGUAUUUCUUAGGAUUAACUCCGGUUGGCGUCGUUGUCUACAAGAAUAAAAAGCAAGUGGGGAAGUAUUUCUGGCCUCGGAUUACAAAGGUUCACUUCAAGGAGACUCAGUUUGAACUCAGAGUGCUGGGAAAAGAUUGCAAUGAAACCUCAUUCUUCUUUGAAGCUCGAAGUAAGACUGCUUGCAAGCAUCUCUGGAAAUGCAGUGUGGAGCAUCACACAUUUUUUAGAAUGCCAGAAAAUGAAUCAAAUUCAUUGUCAAGAAAGCUCAGCAAGUUUGGAUCCAUAAGUUAUAAGCACCGGUACAGUGGCAGAACAGCUUUGCAAAUGAGCCGAGAUCUUUCUAUUCAGCUUCCCCGGCCUGAUCAGAAUGUGGCAAGAAGUCGAAGCAAGACUUACCCUAAGAGAGUAGCACAAACACAGCCAGCUGGAUCAAACAGCAUAAACAGGAUAACUGCACACAUGGAAAAUGGAGAAAAUGAAGGGACAACUAAAAUUAUUGCACCUUCACCCGUGAAAAGCUUUAAGAAAGCAAAGAAUGAAAACAGCCCUGAUACCCAAAGAAGCAAAUCUCAUGCUCCGUGGGAAGAAAAUGGCCCCCAGAGUGGACUCUACAACUCUCCCAAUGACCGCAUGAAAUCCCCAAAGUUCCCCUACACGCGUCGCCGAAACCCUUCCUGUGGAAGUGACAAUGACUCUGUACAGCCAAUGAGGAGAAGGAAAGCCCAUAACAGUGGUGAAGACUCGGAUCUAAAGCAAAGGAGGAGGUCACGUUCACGCUGUAACACAAGCAGUGGUAGUGAGUCGGAAAAUUCUAAUAGAGAACACCGGAAAAAGAGGAACAGAAUACGGCAGGAGAAUGAUAUGGUUGAUUCGGGGCCUCAGUGGGAAGCUGUAUUAAGGAGACAAAAGGAAAAGAAUCAAGCAGACACCAACAACAGGCGAUCCAGACACAGAUCUCGCUCGAGAAGCCCUGACAUUCAAGCAAAAGAAGAGUUAUGGAAGCAUAUUCAAAAGGAGCUUGUUGAUCCAUCUGGAUUGUCAGAAGAACAACUAAAAGAGAUUCCAUACACUAAAAUAGAGACUCAAGGUGACCCGAUCCGCAUCAGGCAUUCCCACUCACCGCGGAGCUACCGCCAGUACCGCAGGUCCCAGUGUUCAGACGGAGAGCGGUCUGUUCUCUCGGAGGUGAAUUCAAAAAUGGACCUUGUACCACCACUUCCAGUGACCCGUUCUUCAGAUGCUCAGGGCUCUGGUGGCUCAACAGUUCAUCAGAGAAGAAACGGGUCUAAGGACAGCCUGAUUGAAGAAAAAUCUCAGACAUCUACCACCAAUCUAGUUGGAAAACACACAGCAAAAACAAUAAAAACUGUCCAAGCUUCCCGCCUCAAGAUAGAGACUUGAUCAUGGUCAAGGGCCAGGGAAGGGAGUGGGGAGGGUG